Penicillium cinerascens is the source of this 921-nucleotide messenger RNA. RefSeq names its product 3-hydroxyacyl-CoA dehydrogenase family protein. The coding region runs from base 1 to 921 and encodes 306 amino acids. Gene Ontology annotation, biological process: fatty acid metabolic process. Gene Ontology annotation, molecular function: oxidoreductase activity, acting on the CH-OH group of donors, NAD or NADP as acceptor; NAD+ binding. The record is from RefSeq and is a predicted model, not a curated record. Lineage: Eukaryota; Fungi; Ascomycota; Eurotiomycetes; Eurotiales; Aspergillaceae. The transcript is spliced from 6 exons.
AUGAACGGCAACAUGAACGGCAACAUGAACGGCAACAUGAAUGGCGAUAGGCAUCAUCCCGAAGGGUCGGUGGUGAUCAUCGGUGCCGGGACUCAGGGGAGACGGCUGGCUUAUAUGUGGUCAAGAAGGGGAGGACCCGUUUCUCUUAUUGAUCUCCAAGAGCAACAACUCAAGGAUGGGUUAAAGUACGUACAGAAACUGCGAACGGAAGCGAAUGACCUUCCGGGGUCUUGGGGCGAGGUUAGGAUUUCUCACCCGUCCUCGCUGGGAUCCGUGCUGAAAGAUGCGUGGCUAGUCAUCGAGUGCGUGCCCGAGAGACUGCCGCUUAAGCAAGAGGUCAUUACCCAGAUCGAUUACCUUGCUCCAGAGAAGGUGGUAAUUGCCUCGAAUUCCAGCAGCUAUGGAAUCGGUGAGAUUCUCGUUGGACUCAACUUGAAGCACAAGAAUCGAGUUUUGAGUGCGCACUGCUACUGGCCUCCGGAGACGACGGCUAUCGAGAUCAUGGGUCACGACGAGACCGAUGAGUCGCUCAUCUCACUGGUAUUGGACCAAUGCAGAGUCCAUGGAUUCUCUCCAUUUCAUGUGAGACAAAAUUCGAUUGGUUACAUCUACAAUAGAAUCUGGGCUGCGAUCAAGCGAGAAACCCUGCUCGCACUCUCUGAGGGCGUAUGCACGCCCCAGGAAGUCGAUGCGAUUUUCAAAGAUGUCUUGAAAUCUCCAAAGGGGCCGUGUGAGAUGAUGGACGUUGUUGGUUUGGAUGUCGUACUUGAUAUCGAGAACCACUACGCUAACACACGAAGCGGGGUCCCGAUUGAGCCGCGAGAUUAUCUCCGAAAGAUGAUCAAGAAGGGAGGCCUAGGCGUAAAGAGCGGCCAUGGAUUCUAUGAUUAUAAGGAUACGGACGGAGAGAUUCGCUCUUGA